UAGAAGAAUGUGGGCGUGAUAGACAAGUGGUAGGAGUGAUAUGCAAAGCCACAGGCCAAGCCCAUUCAGUUGUUAUGUAUUUCAUUAUUUUUCAUUUCAGUCUAUUUGUUUAUGCUGAUAAUGUCGCAUCGAAGAGCGCUAACCGAGAAUGAGCUUCGCGAGCUCGCGAACGCAUCAGAGAGUGAUGAAUCUAUAUCAGAAACAGAAAACCACACAAGUAGUGAGAGUGAGGAAGAUAGUAGUGAUGAUUCUGUUAUUCCAUUAUACGUACAACAUCCUGUAGAACCUUCUGUAGCAGUUCCUUCCAAAGAUGGUAAUAUACAGUGGUCGCUCGAUCCGCCUAAUCAAGGCGGUCGGUUUUCUGCAUCCAAUGUUAUAAAUAAUACUCCAGGAGUUACAAGGUACGCAUGUGCACGAAUUUUCGAUAUUCAAAAUUCAUUUGACGUGCUCUUUUCUGACAUAGUUGCAAACCAAAUUAUUAGUAUGACCAACUUGGAAGGACAACGCGUUUUUGGAACCGACUGGAAAGACUUGGAUAAAAUUGUUUUUCAAGCAUACCUUGGUCUUUUGUUGUUAGCUGGAGUUUUUAAGUCCCAUGGUGAAUCAACGAAAAGUUUGUGGAAUGAAGAAACGGGUCGUAGUAUAUUUCGAGCAACAAUGUCCCUAGAAGUAUUUACAAAAAUUUCACAGGUAAUACGUUUUGAUAAUAAGGCUACUAGACAGGAUAGGAGACGUUGUGAUAAACUAGCUGCAAUACGUGAAAUUUGGGAAAAAUGGGUAGAAAAUCUACCAAAAUUUUUUAAUCCUGAUGAAAAUGUUACCAUCGACGAGCAAUUAGUUGCUUUUAGAGGCCGCUGUCCCUUCAAACAGUACAUUCCAAGCAAGCCAGCGAAAUAUGGCAUCAAAAUUUGGGUUUUAUGUGACAGUAACACUUCUUAUGCUAUAAAAUUGCAGAUAUACACAGGAAAGGAAGCAGGUGCUGCGCCAGAACGAAAUCAGGGAAUGCGUGUGGUGUGCGACUUGAGCAGUGAUUUGAAGGGCCAAAAUAUUACUUGUGAUAACUUUUUUACAUCUUACAAUUUAGGACAGUUUCUUCUAAAAAGAAAAAUUACAAUGCUGGGUACCAUAAGAAAAAAUAAACCAGAGCUUCCAACACAAAUCGUGAAUAAAGAAGUUCAUAGUUCGUCGUUUUACUUCACGCAAGAUACCACUGUUGUCAACUAUAUUCCUAAAAAGAACAAAAAUGUUGUUCUUAUGAGUACUUUGCAUCGUGGAAAGGCUAUUAGUGACAGAAAUGACAAAAAGCCCCAAAUUAUUUUAGAUUAUAAUUCGACUAAAGGAGCUGUGGAUACUCUAGAUCAGCUUGUUGGUACAUACACAUGUAAGAGGAAGACAAAUCGCUGGCCUAUGAUUGUCUUUUAUAAUAUGCUGGACAUUUCUGCCUACAAUGCGUUCAUUUUAUGGACAUCAAUAAAUCCUCAAUGGAAUACAAAUAAACUGACAAAACGGCGAAUUUUUCUUGAGGAAUUGGGAAAAACACUGGUGAAACCACUUAUCCUUUCUAGGAAAAAUUUACCAAGAACUAGAGACUCACAAGAAUUGGUAAAAAGGACAAGGGCAGAAACGAGUAGACAAGAUGGAAAUUCUAGUGAACCGUCUAUAGACAAUCCCACUACGCCUGCUAAACGAGCACGGUGUAAAUUUUGCUCUAAAAGUGAUAACAAGACUAAUAUUUUAUGUUUUAUAUGUCACAAACAUAUUUGUAAAAACCAUUCUUUUUAUUACUGUCCCAGUUGUAAACUAAACUAAAUUUUGUAAAUAUUAUUAUUAGCAGGCUUUUCUGGUUAAUGAAAGAAAAAAACAUCGUUUUAUUUUUGUCAAUAAAGUUUA
Molecule: messenger RNA, 1890 nt
Organism: Diabrotica virgifera virgifera (western corn rootworm)
Lineage: Eukaryota; Metazoa; Arthropoda; Insecta; Coleoptera; Chrysomelidae
Product: piggyBac transposable element-derived protein 4-like
Exons: 1
Coding region: 112-1809 (565 amino acids)
Source: RefSeq, a predicted model, not a curated record